Messenger RNA from Lactuca saligna, 432 nucleotides. The record is from the annotation of a GenBank genome assembly. NCBI's taxonomy places the organism in Eukaryota, Viridiplantae, Streptophyta, Magnoliopsida, Asterales, Asteraceae.
AUGAAUAUCCUUCCAAUCAAUAUAACGCUCAUACUGGUGGUUUCAAUUCAAGGAGGUUAUGAAGAUUUUGUUGUAGAUCAUUUGGUGAUGGAAUUUUGUGCUGAAGUUGAGUUCAUUGAUAGGAUUACCACAAAAGGGCACUGUUCAGAAAGAAAAGAAACUGAAGUUGAGUGCACAAAGAAUAUCAUGGUUUCAUCACAUGCUGGGACAAAAGAAGCCAGUCAGGCAAAAUAUAUCUCGAUACUGAACAUCAUUCAGGGAGAAGUUGACCCAACUCAGGUUCAUGAUAGUUUGCAGCAAAUACGUGAAAGAAAGCUUGUUAAUUUCAUUGAAUGGGCUCCUGCUAGCAUUCAGGUGAGUGGGUUGAUGCUAGCAAGUUACAUUGGAAUUCGUCAUCUGUUUUCUAAAUGUUUGAGUCAGUAUUCUCUCUAA